Molecule: messenger RNA, 2532 nt
Organism: Danio rerio (zebrafish)
Lineage: Eukaryota; Metazoa; Chordata; Actinopteri; Cypriniformes; Danionidae
Product: zgc:123105
Cellular component (GO): cytoplasm
Source: RefSeq, marked validated
ACGAGAACCGCAGAGCCAGCUGUGUUGGGCUGUUGGCUUAUUGUCAAUGAAGGCGAAGUUAUGGCAGAAACGAAGAUCAGCUCUUCUCAAGCGUCUGUGAUGUGCAAAUUAGCCAUUCGGUUACACGUUCUCCCAGUACUUGCGCUGGACUUUUAGCUGCUGCAGGGGAAGCGCGGGAAUACUUCAGCAGUUCUUUCUGCCUGUGCUCGACCUGGUGUCCCACAAUGCUGAAUAAGCAAACCCCAGCUUGUCAGAAAGAUCAACCUGUGCUUUAGCAGUGGUGCGUCAGCUGCCAUUCACUGAUUGGAAUCGGUCUGACCUGAUUGGCUUUGUCCAGGCUUUCUUCAUUUCUGAUCUAACAGAAACGUUUUGUUCCGUUACCAUGGUGUCCAGACCUGGAGAUCUUCCAGCCCUGGAAGCAGGUCCAGGUUCUUCAGAGGGUCUCCUCGGAGGGAUGUCUAUCCCAGCUGGGAUGACCCGUCGAGCUCUCAGCUAUGAUGAUAACCUGGAGAGGCCCAUGUCUCCACCUCCAUCUGACAUUAAUAUCAGCAACCUAUGGAAGCGACCAGUUAUACCCGAGAGAAAGUUUGCACGACUCGCUGAGGAGGAUGAAUCAGAAGGAGGAGUAAAACAAAGUGCUUCUUUUGAAUCCACUAAACCAAUCCCUGUGGUGAAAGCUAAAGCCUCUUCUGUCAUGAACUCCCUCAUCAUCAAGCAGACCCAGGAAAGCAUGCAAAAGUUUGAGAAGCAGGCAGGACUGACUGAUACAGGCUACACUCCACACAAAGGCCUAAAUGCAGAGGAGACCCGCUACCACCGUCUGGCCGAGUCCAUGCAUAAGCUUCAAAUGCAAAGCACGGAUGCCAAAGAAGAGAGGCAGCCAUCAUCUAAUCAGUCUACGCCUGCUGGGACCCCUCAAUCCUCACCCAAGCAAAAGCGCAGGGGUUGGUUCAACAGUCAGGGCUCCACCGCUUCUCUUACCGGCUCUGAGAUGAGCACCAGCUCCAGUUCCAGUGUAGAUCUGGCUUCAGCUGAGGGACCUAUAGAGCGCUGGGGGGUUUUUGGACCUCGGCCUCAAGUCAGCAAGUCCACUACUGACCCAGGUACACAUCCAGACACAUCAGGGGGCUUUGCCCUGCAGUCCUAUAAGGGCGCUCAGAAACCCACCCCAAUGGAAGUAAUGAAGGCCCAGGCCACCCGCCUGGCCGAAGAUCCAACAAACUUCAAAGCUCCCCCUAAGAUGGAGAUCCCCACCAUGGAUGGAAAGAGACAGGUGACCCGUCCUCACAAACUCAAACACCGGGACAUGAACGUCCUCACACCAUCUGGAUUCUGAAAGAAUCCCUCCCUCCAUCCAUCCACCUCUGCUGUACUCAUAGUGAACUUGUAGCUGGUCUACCCUCUCUCUAAUUCCCCAGUGCUUUCAUCAUCACUGCUUUCCACAUCAGACACGCAUCAUUUUGCUGGUGUCUCAAGUGAAUGUUUGUCCUCAGAAGAAGUUGUGUGUACUUUCGUUGGUGCCAUUGUCUUAUUGGUAGCCUUUUUUCUUUCCAUUCUAAUUUAUCAGUUUUAAAAGGGCCGGUUCACCCAAAAAUGAAAGUUCUGCCACUUAUUCACAAAUAAAUGCUCUCAAAUGAAGGAAUUCUGGAUACUGUGAACAUCAAAGGCUGCCAGUUUCCAACAUGGUUCAAAGUGUUGUUUGUUUGCAUGUGUGUACAUGUUCAAAAGGAGAAGUCUUGAAACAAGUGUUAAAUAGAACUUUUUUGGGGUGAACUAUCCUUUAAAGUGUUAUUUUGUUAGUAUGUAUGCAGGUUGUUUGUGCCUUGGUGUUGUUUUAUGUACUCUGCUGUAAAUAUUAAAGGGGAAGCUCACCCAAAAAUAAAUUUACCUUUCAAUUUCAUUUACUUUGUUUUGUUUUUAUUAAAUGGUAGUUCUUAACAUUUCAUAGUAGGAAAAAAUGGACUAUUGGGUUCCACCACAUUUUUCAGAAUAUCUUCUGUGUUCAACAGAAAGUGAAACGGGUGUAAAUUGUGAGAUAAUUAAUAAAAAAUGUUUUGUUUUUUUUUUUUGGUGCACUACCCCUUUAAUGCUGACUAUGAAGAAAAGUGUUUUAAUGUGUUGGAUUUUACAUUCCAUCACAAGAGGUUAGAAAAACAGCGUUUUUCCAUCUGCCUAGAGCCACUGUCAUGUGUAUAUAGUCAGUGAUGAUGUUGUGAUCUGUGUGGCAUCAUUAAUACGCAAUGGGUUCAGUGAUAACUUAAUUCUUUAAGUCUUUGCUGUUGUGUAUUAUGACGUUUAAAGCAUCGUUGUGAUACGGUCGUGUCAAGGACGGUGUGAAAAAUGACAAGGUCACUAAAUUGACUGAAGGCUAAAAAGCGUUGGCUGAAAUGUUAUUUAAUGUAACUGCUCUGGACAGAGAAUUUCUUCUAUUUUUGUUACUAGUUUAAAGUCUUUUCAGUUUUCCAAAAAGUGACAUGUAUUUACUUUGAUCUGGUUGGAUCUGUUAAUACAUGAAUAAAUUUAUGUAAAUAC